Messenger RNA from Cinclus cinclus, 1137 nucleotides. RefSeq names its product pepsin A-like. NCBI's taxonomy places the organism in Eukaryota, Metazoa, Chordata, Aves, Passeriformes, Cinclidae. The record is from RefSeq and is a predicted model, not a curated record. Gene Ontology annotation, biological process: proteolysis. The transcript is spliced from 9 exons. Gene Ontology annotation, molecular function: aspartic-type endopeptidase activity. The coding region runs from base 1 to 1137 and encodes 378 amino acids.
AUGAAGCUGCUCCUGCUCCUCGCCCUGGUGGGCCUGGCCCAGGGCUUCCAGACCAGGGUGCCGCUGAGGAAGAUGAAGUCCCUGCGGCAGAGGCUGCAGGAGCAGGGGUUGCUGGAGAGUUACCUGGAGCAGCAUCCCUACAACCUGGCUGCCAAAUAUUUCCCGGGCAUCGCUGUGGAGCCCCUGGCGAACUACAUGGAUGAUGAAUACUUUGGCACCAUCUCCAUUGGGACCCCAGCCCAGGAAUUCACCGUGGUCUUUGACACUGGCUCCUCCAACCUCUGGGUUCCCUCUGUCUUCUGCUCCAGCCCAGCCUGCAGGAAUCACAACCGCUUCAAUCCUGCGGAAUCCUCCACGUUCCUCAGCACCAAUGACACUCUGUUCAUCGCCUAUGGCACGGGAAGCAUGACUGGAGUCUUGGGAUACGACACCAUUAACGUUGCCAGCAUCAAUGUCCACAACCAGAUUUUUGGGCUGGCUGAGACAGAGCCAGGGGAUUUCUUCUACUACACUCCCUUUGACGGCAUCCUGGGAUUGGCAUUCCCAAGCAUUGCCUCCUCCGGAGCCACCCCUGUCUUUGACAACAUGAUGAUGGAAAACCUUGUGGAUAGGCAUCUUUUCUCUGUUUACUUGAGCAGGGAUAGCCAAGGUGGGAGCUUUGUCCUCUUCGGUGCUAUUGAUCCCUACUACACCACCAAAGGCAUCUCCUGGAUCCCGCUGUCUGCUGAAACCUACUGGCAGAUCACCAUGGAGAGUGUCUCUGUCAACGGGGCUCCAGUGGCCUGCUCCUCGGGAUGCCAGGCCAUCGUGGAUACAGGAACCACUCUGUUGGCUGUUCCUAUCCGGGCCUUCCGGACCCUCAUGAGUCUCCUUGGUGCCACCUCCAGUGGUGAGAUCAGCUGUGAGGCUGUCAGUAACCUUCCCACCCUCAUCUUCCACAUCCACGGCAAAGAAUUCCCAGUGCCGCCCAGAGCCUACGUGAUAAGGAGUAAUGGGUACUGCACUGUGGGAUUGCAAGGCAUGGAUGUGCCCACAGAGGAAGGCGAGCUCUGGAUCCUGGGGGAUGUCUUUAUCCGGGAAUAUUAUGUCAUCUUCGACAGGGCCAACAACAAGGUGGGGCUGUCCCAGCUGCCCUGA